CUACCCCCUACCCUCAUUGGCCUGAAGACAUUGUACCCAGAGUUUGCCUUACUCCCCUGGUGCUAUGUGUAUGGUAAACCUGGUACUAUGGCCGCAUCUCGGACUGGCCAGACAACUGCUGCUGGUUCUCCCUAUUCCAAGAAGGAUUUAAAGGGGAAUUGCACUGCAGGCAAUGCACCAGAGCAGCAGCAUCGGGAGCUUGGGGACUAAGGCUCCUCGGGCAUUAUUACAGACACACAGAGCUGACCGCAAUGACAGCAGCUGCUCCUUUGAACUGUUGGCAGCAGCCAAGCGGCAGCAUGAAGUGAGAGAUCACUCCCGAGCUCAAGAUGAACUCUACCUUGGAUGGUAAUCAGAGCAGCCACCCUUUUUGCCUCUUGGCAUUUGGCUAUUUGGAAACUGUCAAUUUUUGCCUUUUGGAAGUAUUGAUUAUUGUCUUUCUAACUGUGUUGAUUAUUUCUGGCAACAUUAUUGUGAUUUUUGUAUUUCACUGUGCACCUUUGUUGAACCACCAUACUACAAGUUAUUUUAUCCAGACUAUGGCAUAUGCUGACCUCUUGGUUGGAGUAAGCUGCCUGGUCCCUUCUUUAUCACUCCUCCACUACCCGCUUCCAGUAGAGGAGUCCUUGACUUGCCAGGUAUUUGGUUUUGUAGUAUCAGUUCUGAAGAGUGUCUCCAUGGCCUCUCUGGCCUGUAUCAGCAUCGAUAGAUAUAUUGCCAUCACUAAGCCUCUAACCUAUAAUACCCUGGUUACGCCCUGGAGACUGCGUCUGUGUAUUUUCCUGAUUUGGCUAUACUCCACCCUGGUCUUCCUGCCUUCCUUUUUCCACUGGGGCAAACCUGGAUAUCAUGGAGAUGUGUUUCAGUGGUGUGCGGAGUCCUGGCACACCGACCCCUACUUCACCCUGUUCAUCGUGAUGAUGUUAUAUGCCCCAGCAGCCCUCAUUGUGUGCUUCACCUAUUUCAACAUCUUCCGCAUCUGCCAACAGCACACAAAGGAAAUCAGCGAAAGGCAAGCCCGCUUCAGCAGCCAGAGUGGGGAGACUGGGGAGGUGCAGGCUUGUCCUGAUAAGCGCUAUGCUAUGGUCCUGUUCCGAAUUACUAGUGUAUUUUACAUCCUCUGGUUGCCAUACAUCAUCUACUUCUUACUGGAGAGCUCCACUGGCCACGGCAACCGCUUCGCAUCCUUCUUGACCACCUGGCUUGCUAUUAGUAAUAGUUUCUGCAACUGUGUCAUUUAUAGUCUUUCCAACAGUGUCUUCCAAAGGGGACUAAAGCGCCUCUCAGGGGCCAUGUGUACUUCUUGUGCAAGUCAGAUGAUAGCUAAGGACCCUUACACAGUUAGGAGCAAAGGCCCCCUUAAUGGGUUUCAUGUCUGAAGUGGUUCAGAUAUUGGGUCACUCGGUGUGUGUGUGUGUGUGUGUGUGUGUGUGUGUGUUUCCUUUUUAUCUUUUUGUAUUUCUAGUUCACUGGGAAAUAUGGGACAAAAUAGUUUGACUCUAAGCAAUAGUUAACAAAUGAUCCAUCCAAAAUACCUUUUAAGUUUGCAGAAAUGAUUUUUUUUAAUGCUUUUGAAUGAGAAGAAUCAGGACCAUGAAGAUAAAUUGCUCUUGGUUCCAAUUUCCAUAAUGUCAUGGAAAUGACUGUGUUUCUCAGACUUAAAAUGAAUAAAGCCAUAUCUAACACCUCUCUCCAGCUGGCAUGACUGAACCUGGGUGUGAAAAGCGUCAGCAUUUUUAAAAAUCAUUUUCUUGUUGCUUUUCUGGGUUCUUUCCAGCUGUUUGAGCUUCAUGUACAAUUGAUUUCUUUUAACAGGGAAUAUUAAAAUACAGUGAUGAAUUAACAGGGUUUUAAAUUUUUCUUUACAUCUGUCAAAGUGUAACUACCCUGCAGGUUUCCACACUGUCAUUCAGAAAGUCAAAUGUUUUAUGUCUUAUUCUCUUGAGAGAAUUCUCAAUACAGUGAAUAAUGUGAAAACUUAAACAUUAAUUUAAAAUUUGGGGGGACUUCCCUGGCAGUUCAGUGGUUAAGACUUCGCCUUCCAACGCAGGGGGUGUGGGUUCAGUCCCUGGUCGAGGAGCUAAGAUCCCACAUGUCUGGCUGCCAAAAAACCAAAAAACAUAAAAAAGAAGCAAUAUUGUAACAAAUUCAAUAAAGACUUUAAAAAAAAUGGUGCACAUCAAAAAAAAAAAUCUUAAAAAAUAAAUUUAAAAAAAUAAUAAAAUUUUUGCAUUGAACCAUGAAGCAAAAGUGCAGUCAAAUCAUAUAAUUUAUAGAAAAACUAAGCUGUAUUUUAUGCCAUGCUUCACUGAGACCUAAACAAAUAUGUCUACUGAAAGUGAUUGUGUUGUAGUAUUUUUGCCCAAGCCUUUGUGUGUGUAUUGAGAAUAUUUGAAUUGAGUUAGAUUUCUCUUUUACAGCAAAAUGCAUUUAAAUAAGCUGAAAAAUAAUUAAAUGAUAGGCU
Molecule: messenger RNA, 2464 nt
Organism: Kogia breviceps (pygmy sperm whale)
Lineage: Eukaryota; Metazoa; Chordata; Mammalia; Artiodactyla; Physeteridae
Gene: GPR21
Product: G protein-coupled receptor 21
Biological process (GO): G protein-coupled receptor signaling pathway
Cellular component (GO): membrane
Molecular function (GO): G protein-coupled receptor activity
Source: RefSeq, a predicted model, not a curated record